UCUGAGAUAUCUCUGUAAAAGUUGCGCAAUUUCCAAGCUGGUCGCACAUCAAAUUCUAGUUCUCAUUCCCACACAAAAACCCGUUUUAAAAACCAACAAAGAAAUAAGCGAGCUAAUAGCUAGAAUACGAUGAAGUUAAGUUUAAAUACAUAUAAUUAGGAUUUUGGUGGUUCAUAAAUAUAUUAAAUAAAUCAAAUACAAAGGGAGCUUAAGCUUUCAAUUUUAAAACUUGAAAUCAAGCUCCCAAUCACUUGACAACGACAGGCUGUUAUUAAGAACAGAAAUUAUCUUUAAUUUCCACACCUAAAUGGCUAAAAGCGGAUCCGCCUUUACGGACAGUUUAAAAUGGCAAACAAAGCUGUGAGAACUGUCGUCUCAGUGGCAGGGAGUAGAAAUGAAAUAUUUUUAUUAUUAUUGCUCAGUUUAUAGCUUAUUAUUUGCAACAAUUGAAUCAAACGUACAUAUGUGUGUGCCAGCCGUAAAUUUGCAGCGCACAAAUUAAAGAUCAAACAGAGCAAUUGAUAACUAAAAAAAAAACCCAACGAACUCGGCAUACACUUCGGCCAUCGGAAGUGAGAUCUAUGGGAGGUAACCGAAUUGACAUGCGGAUCGAUGGAUCGGCUACCUUUUGACCGAUCUUGGGGUGGUGUCUGGAGAAUUCUCUAGAAGAUUCCGGAACGUUGACUGACCAAUGAACGCUUAGCGCAACUCGAUGCCUAGACAUUGGCUGGCAAUCGGCGUCUGGUUUUCAGAUGGCAACUAGAGUGCGGGAAAUCCGGCUGAAAGCAGUUUUCACCAAACUUAUCCAAAGUCAAGAGCAUGGCGCACACGAAACUCACGGAUACACUCAAACAAUCGCCGCUACAGAUACAGAUACAGAUACAACUGCAUUCCGACCACGUCGCCACCACUACGACUGUGCUUCUGGUCGAAAGCAGCCGUGGCAAGGGUUCCGCAACUCAAUAUUGCAAUAUUGCAUUCGAACGAGUGCCGUCCGUAAAUCAGGAGAUGCCCUCCACAGAGGGGAGUUCCAGAGAUUGGGGCCUACGACGUGGCCGACCCUCCAUUGAAAACUUUUUGGCCCCGGCUACGAGAUGGUAUGGUAAACUUGUAUGCAUGCGCCACCGUUUCGAGCACGGCAAGCGGGGCGUAUGUGCAAUAAAUAUAUAUCAUUUGCUUUGGAGCCCACUUGCUAAUUUCCAUCAAUUGCCAUAAACCGCAGCCUCAAGUCAAGUCGUCUCAUCCACAGGACCUUGAUGGUAAUCAUCCGUAAAUAAAUACCCCUACCUUUGAAUGUGGCAAUUAGCUAAAGUCAAUUGCCAAGCAUGAUAAUGAUAAUGGUUGGAAAUGUUUCGCUGCCACGUGAGUUUCCACCUGAUGAUCUCAUAAAACAUAAUAUGCAUUUCGUGGAAUGUAUUGUGUAUUGUAGAAGAGACGAUCGAGGAUUGAUUUUCAUUUUCUAGAAUUCAUAUUUAUUUGUUUAUUAGAACGGCAGAAUUACUUCCAAAAUGCGCAAUUGUUUGAUUGUUAUUUGUACUUAAUAAACAUUUAAAGAGAUUGCAAUAUGCACAACAUCCCCUGAGCUAUUCAUAGGCUUCUAAUUUCCUAUUUUUCCAUUUUCAAUUCCAUUGUGCCCAGGCACGCUCCUCAUUUGGCCAAUUCAUUAUAGCCUCCACAAUUAGGUUAACUGCUGAGCGAACCCUGGGAAAUAUAUGGCUAAUUAAUGGCGCUUUUGAGAAGUGUUAUUUGUAAUUACUGCAACUACAUUGUUUGGCGACAAAGAAAAUCGCACUUUAAUGCCAUUUUCGCUGGCCAAUUAAUGGAAUGUGUAAAAAGGGGCUUGUCAUCACCCGGCAAUGGGUGACCAAUUGGAAAACCUGUUGCUGACUCAGUGCUCAGUGGGUGUGGAACUCUGACGUAAAGAAAUUUAAGGAGAACUCAAGAUCCAUUGCUUUGUAGUUGAAAUAGCUUUUGGUUACAGAAAAUUUCAUCAUUUAAUGGUUCUUAUUAGGUUCCAAUAUACAUAACUAACCAUCUUUUAAGCGUUCUGGUCAUGUAAUUCGAUGAGUUUGGGUAGCAACUUUUACCCACUCAAUUGAUCCUUGCAGUUAACCUCUUUUCCGCAUGGAAAUUGAUGUGCUCCAGUGGCAAUCCGCCUACGCCCACUCGGCAAUUUGUUGCAAUUUUCUAAAUAUAGCCUAACCCAUUAAAGCCACUUAGAAUGCAAAGCCGACAGCGCGGACUCGUUUCAAUUGGCGCAAGUAAAAGUGAAUUUAAAAGUGGUUUUCCUUUUCCUUUUUUUUUCACCGCUCUGCCUGCCAGCGACACACAGAGUUCAUUCAUCCAAUUUCGUAUUGUUUGUGCGAAAGUCGACUUCCGCAUAUGGGGUCCACCAUCGUUGCGCCCCCGUUUUUCCGCCCCAAAAUCCAGUGAAAAGCGAAAGUGCGACUGGGGGCCCGCAUGCAUUUCCCGCUCCUCGUCGCCGUUGUCCAUUUAAUCAUUGCAAAUUUUAUGCAAUCUGCCGUUUCCACAUGUGUGUGCGCGGAUCUUUUUAUAAGCACUUUGUGUGUGCCAUAUAUCAAAAAGCAGAUCAUGUCGGGCUCUUGGGCAUUUUUUCAUAAGUAAUUCAAUUUGAUUAAAUGCGCGUAGCGUGCGCCAAAAGUGCAUUGACUCCGAAGGCUGAUGCGCUGCAUUUGGCUGGCCUGAUGAGUCUGAAAAAUAGAAAAAUUAUCCUAAUCGAAUUGGGGAAGUACUUCCCCCAAAACAACGAUCUAAUCGGACGAGAAACCCCAGCGGAGAGUUAAUGCAUUUCAAUGCAUACUAUAUAUGCUGUGGCGAAUGCGAUGGCACGCGAUUCGUUCAUUUGUCGGUGGCUACUUGGUCCCCAGUGCAUGCAGAUAUCUUCUUUAACUGCAAAGAAAGUCAAAGUACGCCAUUUUCCAUAUUUUAUAGGGUCUUUCUCAAUCUCAAAAAAGUCUUAAAUAAUCGCUUUGCUCCUAAAAUAGUCACUAAUUUGCAAUUUUCAAAGAAACAGCUUAGAUUUCUCUGAAAAUUUAUUUUGCUUAGCUCAAUCAAUCGAUACAUUUUGUUUCCUUUGCUCCUCGGCAGCAGACAAAAAUAGAUACAGCCAUCUGAUUGUGAGAUAACGAGUUCAAUUAGUGAAAGUCAGAGUCGCCGGCAUUCGCUUUAUGCAACUCCAUUUUAUCGACCAAACAAGACGUCCGCCACAGCAGCUGCCGUUUAAAAAUCCCGCCCCGAAUCGAGUGUUGUUAAACGCAACACCGAAAUGCGACUAGGUGGCAACGCGUUGGCGGCAUGUUUUCUUGUUUUCGCAAUGUGCAUGCGGCGUUGAAUAUCCUGAAACGUGCUGGAAAUUGUGCCGAAAAUGAGCGCGCUUAGCAGCAAACUGCUCCUGAAACGGAUGCCCUGCACCCUGGAGGAACUGGCACAGCUGAUCCACGAGUGCAAGCUCAUCCUGCCGCGCUCACUGAACACCUACGGCCGGAAAAGGGUGCUCCUCGAGUAUAGCGAUCCGGAGGAGGCGCAAAGAGCGCUGGAGCAGCUGCAAGGACUCAGCGAAACGCUGGACAAGCCGCUGUGCAUCAGUGUCUUUGGACCGCGACCCACUGCCGGAGCCGGAGCCAGUGCCAACAAAUCCACACAGACCAAGGGAACGGGAAAUGGAAGUCCUGCUUCUUCUGGCCUUCCGGAUAUCGACAAGUACGUGCGAAGGCUAUACGCCUGCAAUAAUCAGUGCGACUUCACACAGCCGCCGCCGCCAUAUCUCAGCUAUAGCUAUCCACCCAUUAACGGGGAAAUCCUAGCCAGAAUCGGUCAGCAUCUGCAGACAAACUCACACUUCUAUAACCAAGUUUUGCACCUAAUGAAUCGCAUGAAUCUGGAGCCACCUUUUGAAAAGCGUUCGGAUGGCUUGAUGGUUCAGUUGCAUCUGCAUCAUGUGGGCACUCAAACCGAGUCCAUACCCAGCGAAUCGGAAAGCGAGUUGGAGAGCGACGACGGGGAGCAAAAGUUGGCCAAAAGACAGCGAUUGCUGCCACCUCCGUCAAGCGAUGAAACCCGUGCCAAAAUUCUCAAGCGAACCCGCCAAAUGCUACAGCAAGCUGCCCAUCUAGCUAGUCACACUAAUCCCAAACGAACGGUUGAAAAACUCUCUUUUGACGCACCCAAAAUCGAGAUGAAACUGCCCGAAAUCCUACUACCAUCCGCGUUAAAUCCGGAAAGUCGUGCAUCCACAUCAAAUCCAGAAAGUCGUGCAUCCACAUCAAAGCCAGAGAGGCGUCUGUCCACCAGUGAGCUCGAAGCUCUGCCGGUGUAUAAGAACUACAAGACCGGCGAUCCCAGCAACAAGUUGUACAUUAAGAAUCUGGAGAAGAGUGUGGAUGAACAGCAACUGAGGGAACUCUAUGCCAAGUACACUGCCCCGAGUAAUUUGGACAUCAAGGUCAUGCAGCAGGGUCGCAUGAAGGGGCAGGCUUUCGUGACCUUCAUCGAAGGGAACAAUCCGGAGAUUAUAGCCCAAGCCCUAAGCGAAACCAAUGGACUUUUGUGGCACGACAAACCCAUGAUCGUCUGCUACGGCAAACAGCAAUAGGAGCAGUGAAGAGAUAUGGGAGAAGACAACUGGGCCUGAUCGAUACCAUAUACGUCGACGGUGCUCGCCCAGAACCAGAUAACGAUCCCGAGGAGUCGCUCAAC
Messenger RNA from Drosophila yakuba, 4716 nucleotides. It is a transcript of the gene Snp, whose product is annotated as ERI1 exoribonuclease 2. Lineage: Eukaryota; Metazoa; Arthropoda; Insecta; Diptera; Drosophilidae. Gene Ontology annotation, cellular component: U12-type spliceosomal complex. The record is from RefSeq and is a predicted model, not a curated record. The transcript has 2 exons. Gene Ontology annotation, molecular function: U12 snRNA binding; 3'-5'-RNA exonuclease activity; pre-mRNA intronic binding. Gene Ontology annotation, biological process: exonucleolytic trimming to generate mature 3'-end of 5.8S rRNA from tricistronic rRNA transcript (SSU-rRNA, 5.8S rRNA, LSU-rRNA); mRNA splicing, via spliceosome. The coding region runs from base 3386 to 4612 and encodes 408 amino acids.